AUGAGUUCGCAAUUCCCUACAAAGCGCAUCGCCGUCCUCACAGGACACAAUGGCCCCGUCCACGCCGUCACCUACUCCUCCGGACUAGGCCAAUACAUUCUCACCGGCUCUUCCGACCGCCUCGUCCGCCUCUACAACCCCUCCACCUCCCCCUCACCUGGCCCCAUCCAAACCUACCACGCCCACGGCCACACCGUCCUCGACCUCUCCAUCUCCACCUCCAACGCCCGCUUCGCCUCCGUCGGCGGUGACCGCCUCGUCUUCCUCUGGGACGUCGCCUCCGCCACUACCCUCCGCCGCUUCGGCGGGCACGUCGGGCGGGUCAACGCCGUCGCGUUCGCCGGCGACGACGACACGGUGCUGGCGAGCGGUAGCUUCGACGGGACGGUGCGCCUGUGGGACUGCAAGAGUAAUAGUUCGCGGGCGCUGAUGACGCUGUCAGAGGCGCGGGAUGCGGUGGUGAGUGUCGCGGUGGUCGGGGCGGAUGUGUAUGCGGGAGGCGCGGACGGGCGGGUGCGGGUGUACGAUGUGCGGAUGGGGAUGCAGUGCACGGAUGUGGUGGGGGCGGCGGUGACGCAUGUGGAGCCGACGAAGUUGGGGGAGGCGUAUUUGGUAGGGAGCGCAGAUUCGCGGGUGCGGUUUAUGGAGCGGGGGUCGGGGAAGUGCUUGAUGAGUUAUAAGGCGGAGGAUUAUAAGAGUGAGGGGCUGCGGUUGCGGUGCGCGUUGGGUCCGGGGGAGAGAACGGUGGUUGCUGGGGGUGAGGAGGGGAAGAUUUGUGUAUGGGAUACGAUGGAGGGCACGCUGUUGCAUGUGCUGGAGCAUGAGGGACCGGAAUCAAAGGCGAGCAAGAAGAUUUUGAGCGAGACUGCGCAGAAAGAGAGGAAGGUGGUUAGCGCAGUGGCGGUUUGCAAGAGUCAGAGCAAGAAAGAGUGGUGCAGUGCCGGUGGGAAUGGCGAGGUUGUAGUUUGGGGCCUUGGGCGGUGA
This is a messenger RNA of Eremomyces bilateralis CBS 781.70, 984 nucleotides long. Its product is annotated as WD40 repeat-like protein. The transcript has 3 exons. Gene Ontology annotation, cellular component: catalytic step 2 spliceosome. The coding region runs from base 1 to 984 and encodes 327 amino acids. Gene Ontology annotation, molecular function: protein binding. The record is from RefSeq and is a predicted model, not a curated record. Lineage: Eukaryota; Fungi; Ascomycota; Dothideomycetes; Eremomycetales; Eremomycetaceae. Gene Ontology annotation, biological process: mRNA splicing, via spliceosome.